Corticium candelabrum is the source of this 2001-nucleotide messenger RNA. Its product is annotated as ribosomal RNA processing protein 1 homolog B-like. The record is from RefSeq and is a predicted model, not a curated record. Bases 8 to 1738 code for a protein of 576 amino acids. The transcript is spliced from 14 exons. Gene Ontology annotation, cellular component: preribosome, small subunit precursor; nucleus. NCBI's taxonomy places the organism in Eukaryota, Metazoa, Porifera, Homoscleromorpha, Homosclerophorida, Plakinidae. Gene Ontology annotation, biological process: rRNA processing.
CACUCACAUGAAUUCACGGGAGGUUGAAUUUGCGCGCCAACUUGCGUCGAACGAAAAGAAGACGAGGGACAAAUGUGUGAAGAAACUGACAACCUGGCUACACUACCGAUCGUCGCAACCGUCCGGUUUCGAAGAGAAUGACAUGAUGAAGCUGUGGAAAGGUCUUUUUUAUUGUAUGUGGAUGUCGGACAAGCCGUUAGUGCAGGAGGAAUUGGCUACAAACAUAUCCAAGCUAAUUCACAGUUUUUCUCGGACAGAAUCGGCAUUCAAGUUUAUUGAGACGUUUUUUGGGACAAUUCGGCGUGAGUGGGAGGGGCUUGAUCGACUGAGACUGGACAAGUAUUACUUGUUGAUUCAAAGUGUUGUACGGGAAUGUUUUUGUUUGCUAAAGACGAAUAAAUGGAAAGAGAGUGUUGUUGGAGACUUGGCUGCUGUUAUUGAUAGAGGCGUUCUUAGUUGUGCUGACUGUGUGCAAGCCGAUGGUAUCAGAACACACGUGGUGGAAAAAUUCAUUCUAGAACUCGUUCCUUUAGCAGACGAGAAGUUAUCUCCAGAUGCUCUCAACAUUCUCUUGCAGCCGUUGUGUCUCUUUGCAGGAAGGGCCGAGAAGUUUGGUGAUGUGAUGAGUUUUGUUAAGACGGUUUUGGAUCCACUGAUUGACAGACCGUCAGUACAUGAUCGCUAUGUUGGAGAUGUUACACUGCAGGUUGAUCAUAACAAAGUAGCUGAGAUGCUCUUCUCUGUGGCAGCUAAUCAGAAAACGCGGGGAAAGAAUCGACAGAAACUUUUCCAAAUGAAGCGAAAGUUUGUUGCUCGACAUGAAAAGGCAGUCAGAGAUGAGGCUGCUCAUGUGAAAAGGCAAGACGAGAGCAUGGAAAUGGAGAACGCGAAUGACAGUUCGGUGACAUCAAGUGAAAAUGUGACAAACGUAGGGAGUAAUGAGUCCGACGAAUGUGAAACGACUUUGGAAGACGAAGAGUGUGAGACGAAGGUGAAGAAAUCGGGUAAGAGAAAUAGAAGGAAAGGAAAGCGGAAAGGAACUCCAUUUUGUUGGGGGAAAGUACCUGCAGGUGAAAAUGAUGAAACAAGUUUGAGUGAACACGAUCAGGAUAGCAGCCUCGUGUCAGACUCCAGUUCAGACAGUACUGUGACGUUUAAAUUCAAUCGUGACUUACAGUCAAAUGUACAAUCACCGUCAUCAGUGUUGGUAUCGACACCAAAGGCCAAACUGGAUUUCAGUGAUGUUGCCAAUUCGUCGGAUCUAAUCAAUGAGGAAAGUGCCUCAUGGUACAAUGAUAGGAUAAGAAGAGCUAGGGAGAGAUGGAGACAACGUCAAGAGUUCGAGGUGUUAGCAAGAAGCGUACGUGCUGUGAGUGAAAACAGACGAGGACUUAGAGCAGCAAGGAAAAUGAGUAUUGAACAUUGGAAUGAUGUUAUGUCGGACGGAGAUGAGAAGGCGGAGAAGUGUGAUGAAGUAGCUGAUAGACAUGAAGCCAAGAAGAAGAGAGUCAGUUUUGCAUCCACAGAAGUCCAAGUGCAAGAAUUUAGAAAGAACACGUUUGUGAGUUCCAGUCAAAGUCACGAUGGCACGAGAAUGCCACACAAAGGUGUCCUCAAGACAUCCCCUUCCUCUGCAUCUCCUUCCAGUUGUACUCUUCCAUUAAUGAAACAUCCACGAAGGACUAAAAUGACGAUGAACGUGAGAGGAAAUCUGAAGAAGACGGCAGACUCCGUUUGAACUGCUAUAUCAUGCAUACACAGAUUCUCUUUGCUGCCGUCUGUAUGUGUACGAGAUGUAACACUGACUGAAGCUUAUGUACAGUGGACACACUUUUCACUCUAGCUACACUGUAACUUUUGAUGUGUACUUUCUCAACAUAUAUGUAUGGCUUUGUGACAGGAUGGCAGUAGUUGAGGUCUAAAAGAUCUUAUGUGGACACAAUCCUAUAAAAAGCAACUUGUUUUCUUUCAGGUAUUCCUGUGUGUGACAUAGCAAUACAG